Messenger RNA from Coregonus clupeaformis (lake whitefish), 2510 nucleotides. Its product is annotated as BTB/POZ domain-containing protein 6-B-like. The record is from RefSeq and is a predicted model, not a curated record. NCBI's taxonomy places the organism in Eukaryota, Metazoa, Chordata, Actinopteri, Salmoniformes, Salmonidae. Gene Ontology annotation, molecular function: protein binding. Bases 581 to 2173 code for a protein of 530 amino acids. Gene Ontology annotation, cellular component: cytosol. The transcript has 4 exons. Gene Ontology annotation, biological process: neurogenesis.
AGCUUGGGGGAGGCGCUUCUGACGUUGACGUAUGCGUAAAUCUGAUUUGUUGUCCGCAGCGAGCUGGGCUUCCGAGAGGAUUACACCAACUAAAAAAAAUAGACUGCAACUAAAACCCUAGACCCGACAAAUUACAAUUCACAUCGUACCCACACACAGCUACGGAGGAACCCGCGCCUUGUCCUCGUUGAUAAGUAGCUUUUGGAGAUAAACAUCUGCCAGGAUUUGCUCAGGAAAACAGCGGACUCCAAGCGAGCAACGACUUUCUGUAUUUACCAUCCGCACAAAAAAGGGAAACCCAAUACGUUUCGGGGAGAGCUCAGUGGCAACAGAGGAUAACAUGAGAAAGAGAAAAAAGUAUUCUGCUUGAAUUUGGAAUACAACCUCCCUCACUGGACGGAUAUUUUUUAUGUUGCUCUUACAAUUGAUUCGGGGUUCGUAGACUUCAUAUAAUCGCUGAAUUUAUACACAAUUUGCAUAUAAAGGACACGAUUUGUGUAUCAAUUGUCAACGCAGAUUAAUAGUAGAUCCUGGAGUUCGUGGUUUAUUUAUAGGGAAAGGACCAACGCUUUGUGUGCCAAUGCCAACGGCAGAUUGCAGGUUGCUCCAUCAUGGUCGGAUCAUGAAGUGUCUGACUUUUUUACUCUUACUUCCAGAAACACUGAAAAAGUCUAAAACAACUGGGAAACACACAAGCAGGUUACCAGUAUGCUAUGAUAUUCUAACCCUGACCAUUAAGAAGAAUAUGGCUGCAGAACUGUACCCUGCGACCACCAACAGUACUACGGUGACCAGUACUGACAAGAAAAGCAAUGUGCAGGUCACCCAGUCAAAAACCACUGCAACAACACCGACCACCCAGCAAAACAUAAACAACAACAACGUCGAUCCUCCGAGGUGGCAGUCCUCUCACCCCACGCUACGGGAGAGGAAUGCCUUGAUGUUCAACAAUGAACUCAUGGCCGAUAUCCAUUUCAUUGUUGGUCCCUCUGGUGAAUCUCAGAAAGUGCCAGCGCACAAGUAUGUGCUGGCAGUGGGUAGCUCGGUCUUCUGUGCCAUGUUUUACGGGGAUCUUGCAGAGGAGGAGUCCGAAAUCCAUAUCCCAGAUGUAGAACCUGCUGCUUUUCUAAUUCUGCUGAAGUACAUGUACAGUGAUGCGAUAGACCUGGAGGCAGACACCGUGCUGGCCACCCUGUACGCUGCCAAGAAGUACAUUGUACCAGCACUGGCAAAGGCCUGCGUCACCUUCCUGGAGACCAGCCUGGAGGCCAAGAAUGCCUGUGUGCUGCUGUCCCAGAGCCGUCUGUUUGAGGAGCCUGAGCUGAUGCGGCGCUGCUGGGAGGUGAUUGACGCGCAGGCCAAGCUGGCCCUGGGCGCCGAGGGCUUCUGUGAGAUCGACCUGCAGACCCUGGAUAUCAUCCUGCAGAGAGAGACCCUCAACACCAAGGAGGUGGUGGUCUUUGAUGCUGUCAUGAGUUGGGCCACAGCAGAGUGUAAGAGGCAAGGACUGGGGGCAACCACCCGCAACAAGAGAUCUGUCCUGGGCAAGGCACUCUACCUGGUGCGCAUCCCCACUAUGACCCUGGAAGAGUUCGCCGAUGGUGCAGCCCAGUCAGACAUCCUGACACUGGAGGAGACGCAUGACGUCUUCCUGUGGUACACAGCGGCCACCAAGCCGAAACUGGUCUUCCCACUGGCACAGAGGCAGGGCCUGGCGCCCCAGAGGUGCCACCGCUUCCAGUCAUCAGCCUACCGGAGCAACCAGUGGCGCUACAGGGGCCGCUGUGACAGCAUCCAGUUUGCAGUGGACAAGCGGAUCUUUAUCGCUGGACUGGGCCUGUACGGGUCAAGUGGCAGGAAGGCAGAGUACAGUGUCAAGAUUGAACUGAAGCGUCAACGGGUGACCCUAGCACAGAACCUGACCAAGUUUGUAUCGGACGGAUCAAGCAGUACAUUUUCUGUAUGGUUUGAAAACCCGGUUCAGGUGGAGCAGGAUGUCUUCUAUACGGUGAGUGCCGUGCUGGACGGGAAUGAGCUGAGCUAUUUCGGCCAGGAGGGCAUGACAGAGGUGCAGUGUGGAAAAGUGACAUUUCAGUUCCAGUGCUCCUCGGACAGUACCAACGGGACUGGGGUGCAGGGGGGACAGAUCCCAGAGCUGGUGUUCUAUGCAUAAACUGGACUGGUCAUAUAGGACAAGUAGAGGACAUAUGGACUGUACAUCCAUAUGUUCAAGCCUUAUAAAUAAUGUAGCAUUAAGACACUACGGUAUGUCACACUAAACAAAAUACUAUUUUUAAGUGAAGGAAUGUUGUUUUCUUAUUUAUUUUUUAAACGGUUAUUUUAAUUGUUAACUCUGCAAAAAGCACCCUUGUAAAAAGUCGUAUUGCACCGUUGUUGUUUUUGUACAUAAAGUACGGUUAUAUGGUUUGCAGCUUGAUGCUGAUCAAUCCUGACGUUCUGUGCGAGAGCUUAUGAACCUGCAGAAAAUCAUAAAAGUUAUGCAAGAUAAA